Molecule: messenger RNA, 1381 nt
Organism: Eurytemora carolleeae
Lineage: Eukaryota; Metazoa; Arthropoda; Copepoda; Calanoida; Temoridae
Exons: 11
Coding region: 628-1329 (233 amino acids)
Source: RefSeq, a predicted model, not a curated record
UUAUAACAACAUGUAGAUAUUGAUAAUAAUAUUAAGUAUUUUGACUAUUAAAUACUCUCAUUUUUAGGAAGCAAGCGAAGGAAAACAUAAAUGUUUUGAUAUUUUAUAAACCAAGGCUCUAUACACGUCUAAUAAGUUUAAGACCCUUGUUGGCUAUGGCCAAAGGAGCAAACGCGUGAUAAACAGGGUUACCAUCAAAGGAUCUCAGACUAUAAUGACAUUCACAAAUGUAUCAAAUAUAUCUAUUAUAACCAGUUAAUUUGGGUUUUUAUCCUCUGAAAAUCAUCAUUUAAUGACAGUUAAAUGAAACAUGUUUCCAUCUCCUGCGACCCAAAACUGUGUACAUAAAUUCUGUACAGUCUUCUCUGAAGUAUCAUCCUUUGUGGUAACCCUGUACAUUAUUCCGUACAUAAAAAAACAGAAGAAAACUUAGUUAAUAUUAGUUAAGAUUGGUAUCAAUUCAUUUUUGUUUGAAAAGAUGGUUCUAACAGAAAAAAUGUCGUAUUCCUGCAUGGCAAUAAGAUUAUAGGAUUUGAAUCCUUCUAUUUUCAAAAUGGAGGGAAAACAGCUGCACGGUUUGCUUAUAGGCUUAGGAAGGAGCUCAGAGGCCAAGGUCUAAGCAGGGUAAUGUUUGAUCUUCAAAGAAAGUAUUUAUUAGAUCAGCAAGUUGAAUUCAUUCUUUCAGCAAUCCCCGAUUAUGAACUUCCAGAUGAAGCUUUUAGUGGACCCUUGGCAAAGUUCGGAGAAGUAAUGAUAAAGAAAACAGUUGUUGGUGUUCAAAUAAACCUUAACACCUUUAAGUUUCCAGAACUCCCUGGUUUGGAGAAAAAUCCCUGUGAGGAGCUCACCAAGCCUGAGCUCAAAACUAUCCUGGAGAAUGGAGCUUUUACAAAACUUCAACAGAACAACCUUAUGCUGACAAACUGGAUUCCAGUGCUGGUUGAAACAGAAUCUGAUCUGAUGUUUGUAUUGAGAAAGGAUUUAAUGGCAGUUGUUGAAGGAGACAAAGAGAAUCCGAACUCUUUAAGUAUUUUAACCAUGCCGUUCCCUUCUCACUGUGGGUUACAAAACUGUAUUGAUAUCUACAGUCAGACUGACAAGACCUGUUAUAACCAUGUGUUGAUGCAAAUAAGAAAUACUUUGAAGCAAUCUGCAAGAGUUAAGUCUGGACAAUAUGGUCAGCUUAAAUUAGAAAUCGCAGUGGAAGAAUUUCAGAUUGCAUCAGUGCUGAAAGCUUUGGAAGCAAUUGGGUUAAGCAAUUCUUUGUUUAAAGUGAAUAGUAUGAAUCGAACCUAUGACACACAAUAUGUUUGUAAACUUGCAGUUUAGUUUAAAUAGAAUAUAUUAUUUUUAAUAAAUCUAUUGUCACACGUAAUUUUAU